AUGUGCAAACACUUCGGCCACGAGGCCGAUGCGACCAGCUCCAUCGACGUCACCAAGGGCAGAGAGGUCUUGCCCAAGAACGUCAAGCCGGUGCACUACGACCUCACCCUGGAGCCGAAGCUGGACGGCGACUUCACCUACGAGGGUACCGUUGUCAUUGAUCUCGACGUCGUCGAGGACACGAACUCCAUUUCCCUGAACACGCUCGACCUCAAGCUCCACUCCACCACCGUCAAGGCCGGCGACAGCGUCAUCACCUCCAAGCCUGACAUCUCCUACAAUGAAGAUACCCAGACCACCAAGGUUUCCUUCAAGGACACCAUUCCUGCCGGCAGCAAGGCUCAGCUCGUCCAGACAUUCACCGGGGUGCUGAACAACAACAUGGCUGGUUUCUACCGGUCUUCGUACAACGCGGCGGAUGGCUCAACAAAGUACCUGGCAACUUCUCAGAUGGAGCCCACCGAUGCUCGGAGGGCAUUCCCCUGCUUCGACGAGCCCGCUCUAAAGUCCGAGUUUACCAUCACCCUCGUUGCCGACAAGCACCUGACCUGCCUGAGCAACAUGGAUGCCGUCUCGGAGAAGGAGGUGGAUUCCAAGAUUGGCGGAGGCAAGAAGAAGGCCGUCACCUUCCGCAAGACCCCGCUGAUGUCUACAUACCUUCUGGCCUUCAUUGUCGGAGAGCUCAACGUCAUUGAGACCAACGACUUCCGUGUCCCCGUCAGAGUGUUUGCGACUCCGGACAAGGACAUCAACCACGGCAAGUUCUCUCUCGACCUUGCGGCCAAGACACUCGACUUCUACGAGAAGAAGUUUGAUAGCAAGUUCCCGCUCCCGAAGAUGGACAUGGUGGCCAUUCCCGAUUUCAGCGCCGGUGCCAUGGAAAACUGGGGCCUCGUCACCUACCGUGUCGUUGAUCUGCUUUUCGACGAGAAGAUCAGCGGUGCGUCCACCAAGCAGCGUGUUGCCGAGGUCGUCCAGCACGAGCUGGCUCACCAAUGGUUCGGUAACCUGGUUACUAUGGACUUCUGGGAUGGUCUUUGGCUGAACGAAGGAUUCGCUACUUGGAUGUCGUGGUAUUCGUGCAACGCCUUCUACCCAGAGUGGAAGGUCUGGCAGGGUUACGUCACCGACAACUUGCAAAGCGCGUUGUCCCUCGACUCUCUGAGGUCCAGCCACCCUAUCGAGGUUCCUGUCAAGCGCGCAGACGAGAUCAAUCAGAUCUUCGACGCCAUUUCCUACUCCAAGGGCUCGUGUGUGCUGCGCAUGAUCUCUAAAUACCUUGGUGAGGAGACUUUCAUGGAGGGCAUCCGCCGCUACCUCAAGAAGCAUGCUUAUGGAAACACCCAAACGGGCGACCUGUGGGCUGCUCUGAGCGAUGCCAGUGGAAAGGACGUUGAGAAGGUCAUGGACAUCUGGACGAAGAAUGUCGGCUUCCCCGUUGUGACCGUCACGGAGAAGCCGGAGUCUGGCUCCAUCCACGUCAAGCAGAACAGGUUCCUCCGCACGGCGGAUGUCAAGCCGGAAGAGGACAAGGUUCUCUACCCCGUCUUCUUGGGUCUGCGCACCCAGGAGGGAAUCAACGAGGGCCUCACUCUGACUUCUCGGGAGGCCGAUUUCAAGCUGAGUAGCACCGACUUCUUCAAGAUCAACGCCGACCACUCUGGUAUCUACCGUACCUCGUACACUCCCGAGCGCCUUCAGAAGCUCGGAGAGGCUGCCAAGAAGGGCUUGCUCUCGGUUGAGGACCGUGCCGGCAUGAUUGCUGAUGCUGGCGCGCUUGCUGCCUCUGGUUACCAGAAGACCUCCGGCCUUCUCUCCUUGCUCGAGGGGUUCAAGUCGGAGCCCGAGUUUGUCGUCUGGGAUGAGCUCACUGCCCGCGUCGGCUCUCUGCGCUCGUCCUGGAUCUUCGAGGAUGAGGCGGUCAAGGAUUCGCUCAAGAAGUUCCAGCUCAAGCUUAUUGAGAACAAGGCCCAUGAGCUCGGCUGGGAGUUCAAGGAUAGCGACGGCCAUAUCGAGCAGCAGUUCAAGUCGCUCCUCUUUGGCGCGGCGGGCAUCGCGGGCGAUGAGGCGGUCAAGAAGGCGGCAUUCGACAUGUUCGAGAAGUUCAAGAAUGGCGACAAGGCGGCCAUCCACCCGAACAUUCGUGCCAGUGUCUACGGCAUCGUUCUGACGUACGGAGGUGCCAAGGAGUACGACGCUGUGCUGAAGGAGUACCGGACGGCGAGUACUAGCGACGAGCGCAACACGGCCCUGCGCGCAAUCGGACGUGCCAAGAGCCCGGAACUCAUCCAGAGGACGCUGGCUCUUCCGCUAAGCGACGAGGUCAAGGGUCAGGACAUUUACCUUCCGCUUGGCGGGCUCCGCACACACAAGGGCGGCAUUGAGGCGCUAUGGAAGUGGAUGACGGAGCACUGGGAAGAGCUCGAAAAGAAGCUGCCGCCCGGGUUGACGAUGCUCGGCACGGUCGUCUCGAUCUGCACGUCGAGCUUCACGCGCAAGGAGCACAUCCAGCGCAUCGAGGACUUCUUCGGCAAGCGCAGCACCAAGGGCUUCGACCAGAGCCUUGCACAGUCUCUGGACGCGAUUCGGGCCAAGUCCAACUGGAUCGCCCGGGACAGCUCGGACGUCGAGGCUUUCCUCAAGGAGCACGGGUACUUGUAA
Diplodia corticola is the source of this 2661-nucleotide messenger RNA. Its product is annotated as aminopeptidase 2. The transcript has 2 exons. Bases 1 to 2661 code for a protein of 886 amino acids. Gene Ontology annotation, molecular function: metalloaminopeptidase activity; peptide binding; zinc ion binding. Lineage: Eukaryota; Fungi; Ascomycota; Dothideomycetes; Botryosphaeriales; Botryosphaeriaceae. Gene Ontology annotation, biological process: peptide catabolic process; proteolysis. The record is from RefSeq and is a predicted model, not a curated record. Gene Ontology annotation, cellular component: cytoplasm.